This is a messenger RNA of Phaethon lepturus (White-tailed tropicbird), 1208 nucleotides long. RefSeq names its product collagen alpha-1(XIV) chain-like. NCBI's taxonomy places the organism in Eukaryota, Metazoa, Chordata, Aves, Phaethontiformes, Phaethontidae. The annotation marks the transcript as partial. The record is from RefSeq and is a predicted model, not a curated record. The transcript is spliced from 9 exons. Gene Ontology annotation, molecular function: protein binding.
CAUGCAGGACGGCGGAGGUGGCUGACAUUUUGUUCCUUGUGGGGCAGUCAGAGGGCACAGAGAGGGAGAGAUACUGGCUGGUCAAGGACUUCAUCAUCAGCAUGGCCCGUUCCUUUGAGAACGUGGUGAUGGGCAAAGGAGGCAUCCGGCUGGCAGUGGCACUCUAUGGGGAGAAACCAAGGAUGAGUAUUGAGCUCACAGAUUACGUGACCAUUGAAGAAAUGCUGGUGGCAAUCCAGGAUCUCUCCCUCAAAGGUGGCAGCUUAAAAACAGGGUCAGCUCUGGCUUUUGCGGCUCACACCAUGUCUCGCCUGGACAUGCUGCGAGAGGAUGCGGCAAAGGUAGUUGUUUUGAUCACAGAUGGGAAAUCCAGCGACGCAGUUGAAAAUGAAGCACGGGCCCUGCGGGAUGGGGGGGUGACAGUGUUUGCUGUAGGAAUUAAGGAUGCUGACAAGAAGGAACUGAAAAAAAUAGCUUCAGAGCCCACCGCAGAGCAUGUACUUUAUGUUGAUGAUUUCCACCUGCUCCACAACGUGGCCCGUAAGCUCUCUCGAAGGCUCUGUUUCACUGCCUCAGAGCCACCACGGCCCAUCAAGCAGACUGUGCAAGCUGAGAAGAUCAUCGGCCCCCAGGGUUUACAUGUCACUGAGCACAGCCACAGCUCACUGCGACUCACGUGGGUGCCAGCUACAGGGAGGGUGACGGGGUACCAUGUCCAUCUGCAUCCCUUGCUGCCUUCGGGGCAGCCAGUUUCGGAGGACCAGCGGCAGAUUGUGGUGGAUGGUGACAAAAGUACUGUGCUGGUGACUGAUCUGAAAUCCAACACCAAGUAUGUCUUCACAGUGAGGGCCGUGUAUGCAGAUGCCCUUGGGGAGUCAACAGCUGUCAAGGGGAAAACAACACCCGUGCCUCCAGUCACUAAUUUCCGUGUGAUAGAGGAAGGACUUUUUAGCUUGAAGGUGGCUUGGACACCUCCACUGGGCAAGCUGGAGGGCUACAAGAUCUACAUCCCCAGAACCAACAGACCAGGAAUGACCUACACGCAGGUUCUGCGGGGCGAUGUUUCUUCCCACGUGCUGGAUAACUUGCAGGAGGAUAGAGAAUACACCAUCAGCAUCUAUGCGGUGUACCCCCAGGGGCCGAGCCAGCCUGUGGCUGCUGUAGGAAGAACAUGUCCUUCCUAACUCUGACCUGGAGCUCUGCUCUUC